Molecule: messenger RNA, 1095 nt
Organism: Penaeus monodon (black tiger shrimp)
Lineage: Eukaryota; Metazoa; Arthropoda; Malacostraca; Decapoda; Penaeidae
Product: brain-specific serine protease 4-like
Exons: 4
Coding region: 1-1095 (364 amino acids)
Biological process (GO): proteolysis
Molecular function (GO): serine-type endopeptidase activity
Source: RefSeq, a predicted model, not a curated record
AUGGGUUUCAGCAGUUCUCUUUGCCUUCUUUCGGUGUUCUUUCUGCCCUAUUGCUGGACGAAACCUCUAUUGGACCGUGAUGGGACCUGUGCUGUGUGGCCCUCCGAAUGCGGGCGUCAAGUGGGUUCCCGCAUCGUGGGUGGGGAGGAGUCCACCACCCAGCAGUGGCCGUGGGUGGCGAGUCUCAACAUGGUGUGGGGAAGCCACUUUUGCGGGGGCUCUUUCAUUACCCGGCGCCACGUGGUGACUGCUGCCCACUGCGUGUCCUUCUUCCGCCUCCUGCCGCAUUUUCUGCAGGUGCGGGUGGGCGGCCACGACGCGCAGGUCACGGCCCGCGUGUCCCUCGUCAGCAUCCACCCCAACUUCGGACGCCUUGCCAAGUUCGACUCCGACCUAGCGUUGCUCACGUUGGCGGAGCCCGUGGUCUUCAACACCGCCACAGCGCCGGUGUGCCUGCCGUCAGCCGAGGCGACGCCGGGCCGACCAGCGAUGGUAGUCGGCUGGGGCAAGGUCGCUGAGGGCGCGCAGGUCUUCAGCCAGACCCUCCGUCAGGUUGAAGUCGAGCUUCAGGACAAGGACGCCUGUGCCGGUUAUGGCUCGUCACUAACGCACGGUAUGUUGUGUGCAGGCGUGAGUGGCGGUGGACGCGACUCCUGCCACGGUGACUCGGGCGGGCCUCUCAUGACUCAGGACGGCGACUCCCGGUGGGUAAUCGCGGGCGUCGUCAGUUUCGGCCGAGGCUGUGGGCGGCCAGAUUUUCCGGGCGUCUAUGUUGACUUGUUCCACUUCAGGGAUUGGAUUGUUGAUUUGGUUAUAACAUGGAAGCAAAAGUCUGAAAACUCUUCUAAAGUGCGUCCAGUUUUAGGAAAUUCUAAUCUCCAGACACUUAAUAGUUAUGUUAACGCUGCAAGCAACCCACGACGAACUCACGACGACGUUCACCAAUUACUCAAAGCUCUAGGAUACGGCUGUGCACUUGCCAGGAGUGAAUCCAGACUGCUACGGUCUCUGAGAGGGAUGACGCCGCUCCUUAACAGUCUUGACUGCCAGAUGGCAGUUAAGGCUGCACGCAAACUCCGUGCCUCCAGACUUUAA